This is a messenger RNA of Penicillium odoratum, 780 nucleotides long. RefSeq lists its product as uncharacterized. The record is from RefSeq and is a predicted model, not a curated record. The coding region runs from base 1 to 780 and encodes 259 amino acids. The transcript is spliced from 2 exons. Lineage: Eukaryota; Fungi; Ascomycota; Eurotiomycetes; Eurotiales; Aspergillaceae.
AUGGCAUCUAUAUCUCAUCCGAUCUUGCGGCGGACUCGCGGUCUUCCACGUCGGGACUAUAAUGCUCUACACAAUGGCCUCGUUUCCUCGUCUUCGGAGCAAUCCGAGGAAUCGAUCGUGAGCUCUUCACCCUCCCCACUUGAUCCCGCAUUCUUGGAGAGUAGCGGAGAUACGGCGAGUCCGCUCCCGUCAAAAAGACGAAAGACCAAGUCGUAUUCCAGUUGGACUGUCGAGCACUUUUGGACCACAGAUCUCGAUAGCACUUGGUGUCGGCGGGAUGGCCCGCCAAAGAAAGAUCGACUACUGGUGUGCAAGCACUGCAACUGGUCCUCCACGGAUUCGGCGCGCUAUGGUUCGACUUCAAAUUUGCUGGUGCACCUCCAAACCAAGCAUCAUAUCAAGUCUGGGACCGGCUCCAUUUUCUUACCCGCGGCCGAAGGAAACAUCGACCGAUUCUUGGAGACGCCAAGAAGGAAGGCUGGCGUUGAAGAGAUGCUAAUUCGAUGGGUCAUUCAAACAAGACAGCCCUUUACAAUAGUGGAGCACCCGGCUUUCAAGGCACUUAUUGAAGCAACGGGGGCUUCUUUGCCCAUCAAGACCGCUGAUACUCUGAGCAACCGAAUUAAGGAGGAAUUCCACUCACAUAGGGCUUACGUGAAAGACGAACUCAAGAGGAGCAGCCGGACACUUGCAUUGUCUCUUGACGUGUGGAUGUCGGAAAAUCAAAUUCCAAUCAUGGGUAUCAUCGGUCACUGGAUAUCCCCCGAGUUUGAAAAGUGA